Macadamia integrifolia is the source of this 1003-nucleotide messenger RNA. RefSeq names its product 2Fe-2S ferredoxin-like. Gene Ontology annotation, biological process: P450-containing electron transport chain. Bases 209 to 760 code for a protein of 183 amino acids. The record is from RefSeq and is a predicted model, not a curated record. Gene Ontology annotation, molecular function: 2 iron, 2 sulfur cluster binding. Lineage: Eukaryota; Viridiplantae; Streptophyta; Magnoliopsida; Proteales; Proteaceae. The transcript has 7 exons. Gene Ontology annotation, cellular component: mitochondrion.
UUUUUCAGAAUGAUCUCUGGGAGAGGAUCUGGAACAAGAAACAAGAGCUCCGACUUUCAACUCCCGAGUCGGUUAUUCCCAUUUGCUCAAGUCGUAAGCGUCUAAUCUGGCCACGAACAAUCGGAGGUUUGGAACCUCAUCGUCUCUCUCUCUCCCCCUCAAAGCGUCUUCGAAGUCGAAUCUGGUUUUCCUGUUAGCUGCAUCGAGUAUGUUCAAUUCUAGACUCACACAAGUUGGUCGGAUGGUCAAGCAGCUGACAAGAGCAGGUCAAUUCGCAUCUGUAACUAGAGCAGAGUACUUGCAAAGGCCAUACAAUUGUUAUCUGCAGCCAGUGAUAUAUCAUCCUUUCUCUACCACAGCUGCUGAUAAUAGUUGCAAGGAAGUGAAUGAACAGGAAGAAAAGAGGAUAUCUGUGACAUUUGUUGAUAAGUAUGGAGAGGAGAAGCAUAUCAAGGUCCCUGUUGGAAUGUCUAUGUUAGAAGCUGCCCACCAAAAUGACAUAGAACUUGAAGGAGCGUGUGAAGGUUCGCUCGCAUGUUCCACAUGUCAUGUGAUUGUGAUGGACAUUGAUUACUAUAAUAAACUAGAAGAACCAUUGGACGAGGAAAACGAUAUGUUGGAUCUGGCUUUUGGUCUUACAGAAACGUCUCGCUUGGGUUGUCAGGUUAUCGCUAAGCCUGAACUUGAUGGAAUUCGCUUAGCGCUACCUGCUGCCACUCGAAACUUUGCUGUUGAUGGGUAUGUACCGAAACCACACUGAAUACUUAGAGAAGGCAGACAGCGCAUGUCACUGUCUCAGUUUUGUAGAAUUCCUCUUCUUAGUAAAAACUAUACAUAUCCAUAGUCAUUUUUAUGUAAUGGUUCACUAAUUGUAAUGUCAAUUAUUUGUAGUUUUUGAAAUAAAUUAAUCUUGGAUUUCCAUUUUUUUUCUUCUGGUGGAUAUUCAGUAACAUCAACUCAUAUCUGUCAACUCAUUCAUGAAUCUAAAAAGGACUUCUAGCCA